Molecule: messenger RNA, 137 nt
Organism: Dentiscutata heterogama
Lineage: Eukaryota; Fungi; Glomeromycota; Glomeromycetes; Diversisporales; Gigasporaceae
Source: the annotation of a GenBank genome assembly
AUGAUUACAGAAAUUGGAUCAAUCAAAGCGAAGUGUGAUAUGUUUAUAAGCUCAGCUAGCUACCACAGUAAGACCGUGAAUGGGCACUCAGAAAAUGUGUACCGAGUUUGUGAUGCAGUCAAAAUUCUUAAAAUUCG